GAAUGAGUGCGGAAGUUCUUUCAUCCAGCAGCAGAAAGACCAGAAGAAGAAGAAGAAGUAGAAGAAGAAGAAGAAGAAGAAGAAGAAGAAGAGUCCGUCGCUCCUCUCCGUGCGGACACACCGACUCUCCGCUCAGGAGCCCGGGAACAUCUGCACAGCCGCCGCCGGCAGCAGCAGCUCGUCCGUCGGCCUCCACAAACCGCGGGCGAUGGCGAGGCCAAGUCACAGUGAUCAUGUUCUCCAGCAGCUCAACAACCAGCGCGAGUGGGGCUUCCUGUGCGAUUGCCUCAUUGCCAUUGGUGACAUUUACUUCAGGGCGCACAAAGCCGUCCUUGCAGCCUGCAGCUCCUACUUCAGGAUGAUGUUCAUCAGGGACCAGCAGGGGACGGGUCGCCUGGACCUCAGCAACAUGCAGAUUAGCGCUGAAUGCUUUGACCUCAUCCUGCAGCUCAUGUACCUUGGACGCAUCAUGGUGGGGAGCUACGAGUUUGAAGAGCUCAAGGCCUCCAUGGCCUACCUACAGAUGUACUACAUCCCUGACUCUCUGGAGGACCUCAGGGACAUCAGGAGCUCCAACCUCACCCCGUCUUCCUCCGCCUCCUCUUCAUCCAGUUCCUCCACUGGACCUGCUGGCGGGAAAAUGAUGUUUGGCGUCCGUAUGUAUGAGCAGCAGAGGCCCGCUGCACAGGAAGCAGAACCGAAAUCUGUCAGCAGCACCAGUACCACACGACCUACAGUUCCGGCACCGGUCACCAGGUCGGUGGUUGUGGUAGAGGAGGUGGCGAACACUCCUCUGAUCGUGGCACCACCGGCUGUAGAUGGAGCACUAGAGCAACCAUGUGACUUAAGAAAGAGGUCCAGCGGCAGGAGUUCCACGCUCAAAGACCGUCCACGGUUUGGUCGCACCUACACCUGCGACGACUGCGGCUUUGUCUUCAGCUGUGAGAAGCUUCUAAUCGAACACAUCCUCACUUGCACGAACCGGAAAGCCUUUCAUCCACCGAGAGGAAACGCAGAGGGCGACAACGACUCGAGCAAAGCUGAGAGCUCUGCGUCAGAGAGCACAGAGGAGCACAAAGUCCUCUGUAAAGGUGAGGAUGACUGGCAAGAGGCCCCGCCCAAUUCUGACCUCGCCAUCAGGUCAGUGGCAGCUGGGACCGACAGAGAAUCCGGGUCGACUCGGAGUGUUUCCAUCAAGACUGAACCGGAAGAAAGCCUGUUCCCUGACAUUGAAAUGGUCCGUGUUGGCGAGCACACUGCCCGAGACUGUAGCUCGCAGUUCAACGAUGUGACGCCGAAAGACUCGCAGAGGGAGAAAAUGGGUUUGGACCGUGAACCCAAGCCAAGCGUGUCAGGCGUGGAGAACGGAAGCGAGCCUUUUGAAGUCCACUUGUCCAGCAGUGACGAUUCGGGGAUUCCUGCGAAGCUUCGAAAAGUCAAAGAGGAGAAGCAGGACACAGAUUGUGCCCCCUGUGAACUGUGUGGCGCGCUGUUAACGGAGGAGGACAAGUCCGCCCAUUACCUGUCCAACCACAUGGGUCAUAUCUGUGCCUGUGGACGGUGUGGCCAGGUGCUGAUCAAAGGUCGGCAGCUCCAGGAGCACGCGGAGCGCUGUGGGGAGUCCCACGGCGGCGAAUCGGACUCGCACGGGGAGGACGAGGUGCUGCUGCUGGAAGAGCAACAAGGUGUGGACGAGGGUCUGCUGGAGGCCGCUGACCUGGCCUGUCCUCACUGUGGCCUGCUGUUCCAGAACGAGAGCGUGGCGCUGGAGCACGCGCUGUCCUGCCACGAGCAGGAGCUGUUCCGCCCGGUGCUGCUGGACGAGGGAGCCGAACAGGAUCACCGUCGCAAACACUUUUGCAGCAUCUGCGGCAAAGGCUUCUACCAGCGCUGCCAUCUCAGGGAGCACUACACCGUCCACACCAAGGAGAAGCAGUUCACCUGCCAGACCUGCGGGAAACAGUUCCUGCGGGAGCGUCAGCUCAGGUUGCACACCGACAUGCACAAAGGCAUGGCGCGCUAUGUGUGUCCCGUCUGUGACCAAGGAACCUUCCUGAAACAUGACCACGUUCGACAUAUGAUUUCUCACCUGUCCGCCGGAGAAACCAUCUGCCAGGUUUGUUUCCAGAUCUUUCCUGGUGGAGAGCAGCUGGAGAAGCACAUGGACGUCCACCUGUACAUCUGCGGUGUUUGCGGGGAGAAGUUCCGCCUCCGUAAAGACAUGAGGAGCCACUAUAACUCCAAACACACUAAGAGACUAUAGAAGCGGCCUCUCAUUUACACCAGUUGGUCUAAGGAAGCCGAAACUGUGAGAACAAACUGAUGCACUUGAACCCAAAAAGACAUAAUCUGUCAUCUUUAAUCUGCACCUUUUUUUAGAAUAUGCAUCAGUGAGACAGGCGUGUGCACCACAUGUUCACUCACAGCUUUACGUCAGGAAAAGUUUGUCACCAUUAAAGGGAUAGAGACACUUUUUUAAAGUGUGGUUACACACAUAGUCAACACUGACUUACCCUGAGCGCCCCCUGCUGCUUAGAACGAGCCUGAGACACAGAGGUUCACUCUUAGUGACAACAUGGCUUAUCAAAAGACUUGUGUCAUAAAAUCAGUGUCCGUUUAAGUC
This is a messenger RNA of Solea senegalensis (Senegalese sole), 2623 nucleotides long. It is a transcript of the gene zbtb1, whose product is annotated as zinc finger and BTB domain containing 1. Gene Ontology annotation, biological process: regulation of immune system process; regulation of cytokine production; negative regulation of transcription by RNA polymerase II. Lineage: Eukaryota; Metazoa; Chordata; Actinopteri; Pleuronectiformes; Soleidae. Bases 209 to 2263 code for a protein of 684 amino acids. The record is from RefSeq and is a predicted model, not a curated record. Gene Ontology annotation, molecular function: protein binding. The transcript is spliced from 2 exons.